Penicillium coprophilum is the source of this 1980-nucleotide messenger RNA. RefSeq lists its product as uncharacterized. Bases 1 to 1980 code for a protein of 659 amino acids. The record is from RefSeq and is a predicted model, not a curated record. The transcript has 10 exons. Gene Ontology annotation, cellular component: membrane. Gene Ontology annotation, biological process: transmembrane transport. Lineage: Eukaryota; Fungi; Ascomycota; Eurotiomycetes; Eurotiales; Aspergillaceae.
AUGUCAAAGCCGGCAGAGUUACAGUUGGCAGAGCCACCAGAAUGGGCACGUCCCUGGCUUUCUGGUGUUCUGCCCACAGGAGGCGUAGGACAACUUUCAGAUGGAAGUCUCAAUCUACCACCUCGAAAUACUUUGCUUCCUCCACCAAAUGACCCCCCGAGCUCAACAUUCUCACCCUCAUAUUAUUCAGCGGACUCGGAAAGCACUGGGAUUUUCAAAAUAUGCUCAGAGAAACGGCUUGUCAUCACGCCGGGCCGUGAGCGGACCGUCAACAGAUCCCUGAGAGGCAUUCAUCUAUUUAUGAUCACAGUCAAUGCGACACUCGGUACAGGUCUCUACUGGCGCGGUGGUCAGAUUCUUGAACUCGGUGGACCUUUGACAGUACUUUUAUCGUUCAUCUUCAUCGGAAUCUUGACAUGGGCCGUCAUGCAAUGUAUCACUGAAAUGCUGUGCAUUUGGCCGAUACCUGGUGCACUGUCAGUAUAUGUCAGUCAGUUUGUCGACGAAGAACUGGGAAUCGCGGUUGGUGUUACAUACUGGUUUGUCUAUUCGAUGUCUUUUUCCACACUGGUGGCAACCUCGGCUGCGGAGUUCAACUUUUGGUCUUACAUCCAUGAAAGACCGCUUAUACAGGGCUUGAUUAUAUAUCUACUAAUCCCAUUGGUACUCGUCUGCAUCAAUACCGUAAGAAUCGAGAUUUAUGGUUGGUUGGAAGUGGCGACAGGCAGCAUAAAAAUUAUAUUUCUUGGUGUCAUUAUUGUGAUACUGGUUGCGAUUAAUCGUGGAGCUGGCCCAGGUACUGCCCCCCUGGGCGUCAAGUAUUGGGCUUCGCCUAUCGAUUUUGAUAAACGGGCGGCCAAUGACUGGGGCGUUGCUUUACUUAUGGGCAUUUCGAUAGCAACAUUUGCCUAUACCGGAGUUGAAGUCAUCGCUGCUUCUGCCCUAGAGGCAAAAUGGCCACAUCGCGAAGACGAACAAUCGAAGACCUCGGAAAGCUUUCGACGGUCUAACGACGCCCACAUCGGUAAAUCAUUUAAGUUUCCCGCUAUAUUUAUUCCGGUACUUGCUAUGGUUGGAUAUACCGUCAGCGGACUGCUCGCAACGUUGAAUAUAGAGCGGAAAAGUUGCGAUCUUCCUCGGCUCAGUUGGCUUCCACCGGAUGCGUGCAAGCCCUCGAACAAAGCUGCGUUCGUUGCAAUUGCUGCAAGUUCACAUAUUCCGCAUCUAGCAGACGUGUUCAAUGGUUUCCUUGUGUUUACGUGUCUCUCGUGUGCUGGUACUAAUCUGUACAUCGCCUCGCGAACCUUGUUUGGCAUAACAAGUCGUUUGGAUGGGGGCGAAGGGCAGAGAUGGUACCUGCGCGUCUUUGCAUGGUUUGGUAAAACAGAUAGACGACAGGUUCCCCGGCGAGCCAUGAUAUUCUCGGCGGUUGCGUUCUGGUGGGUGCCGUUCCUGCAGCUGAUCCGCGGAAAUAGCAACACUCAACCCUCUGGGAAUAACCCAGUUGAUACCCGAGUCUCCGUGGAUAAGUUUGUGGAGAUACUAAGCCAAAUGUCAUACUCUGCAGUUUUGAUCGUCUGGGCAUGCGAGUGUCUGGCAUUCAUUCGCUUCUACCAAUGUAUCUCUCAGCAUCGUGAACAUCUCAAACGUGAAAAUGUCCCUCACGUCCAGCGCUGGAACGAAGACGAUCAUGAUGACUAUCCAUACCGCAGCCAUAGUCAGCCACUGACGGCAUAUCUAGCCUUGCUGGGCUGUAUUUUUGUCUCAUUGGUCGCUAAUGGUGCUGCGUUGUGGAAUGGGUUCCAUCUUUUACCAUUCUUAGCAUCGUAUCUAUCGGUUUUUGUCUUCGUGGGCCUAUGGGUACUGUUGAAGAUUAUGCGGGGCGCAAAAUGGUCUUGGGUUGAUCUCUCACAGCCUGACAAAGUCGCCAGGAUGUUCAGACAUCUACAUGAUAUUCGCCUGAGUGUGACACAGUCCUAG